This is a messenger RNA of Gilbertella persicaria, 579 nucleotides long. Its product is annotated as HotDog domain-containing protein. Bases 1 to 579 code for a protein of 192 amino acids. The transcript has 3 exons. NCBI's taxonomy places the organism in Eukaryota, Fungi, Mucoromycota, Mucoromycetes, Mucorales, Choanephoraceae. The record is from RefSeq and is a predicted model, not a curated record.
AUGAGUCCCACUGCAGAAGAACAGCCCUACCAAGAAAUUCUUGUUGAAGAACAAGUUCGCUUGGCCGAGAUUGAAAAAGACAAUCUCGAGAUUGUUAAGCAGUGCCGUGCUGAUCCUGACUUGAUCGAGCAUGAUCCUUACUUCUUUGCUUCCGAAAGCCAAAAGGAACGCUCUUUAACUGCUGGUACACUGAGAGGUGCAGGAAAGAUUAUUGUUACUCCUGUCAUGUUCUACAACAAGACAUAUACUGAAGCUACCGCUGUUGUUCAUCUUGGUGCUAAAAUUUGCGGUCAUGAUGGUAUUGUUCAUGGUGGUUUAGCUGCUACACUUCUUGAUGAAGGUUUAGCUUGUGUUGCCCUUCCUUCUUUACCCAACAAAUUCGGCUUUACUGCCAAUUUAAAUAUCAAUUAUAGAAAGCCUAUUUUCUCUAAUCAAUGGGUUGUUAUGAAAUCCAAAUUAGAUAAGCUCGAAGACCGUAAAGCCUUCGUUUCUGCUUUUCUUCAAAGUUUAGAUGGUGAGACUAUUUUCACUGAAGCCACCUCUCUUUAUGUUUCCCCCAAAGUCAAGCCUCAGCAAUAA